Messenger RNA from Venturia canescens, 1291 nucleotides. RefSeq names its product odorant receptor Or2-like. Gene Ontology annotation, molecular function: odorant binding; olfactory receptor activity. Bases 1 to 1209 code for a protein of 402 amino acids. Gene Ontology annotation, biological process: detection of chemical stimulus involved in sensory perception of smell; sensory perception of smell. The record is from RefSeq and is a predicted model, not a curated record. Lineage: Eukaryota; Metazoa; Arthropoda; Insecta; Hymenoptera; Ichneumonidae. The transcript has 9 exons. Gene Ontology annotation, cellular component: plasma membrane.
AUGGACGACAAUAUUUUUUCUAGUCGUCAUUAUAAAAUAAACCAAAUUUCUAUGCGAGUACUUGGUAUUUGGCCUGAACAAUCGUCUAUAGCAAGAAUUUUUCUUCCCAGUUGUUUUCUUUUAUUAAACGUCAGUUUAUACAUACCUCAAUUGAGACAAUUGAGCAACUUUUGGGGUGACAUCGAUCGAAUGAUGGAGGUGAUUACUAGUUGUGGGGUGAUGACCGCAAGUACGAUCAUGAUGGUGAAUUCUAUCAUGAAAAAUGAGGAGAUUCUAGGGCUCGUUAAUCGCAUCCGACGCGACUGGCAAAAGUCCACUAAUCCGGAGUUGUUAACGAUUUUAAAUCUAUACGCCAACAGUGGACGACGCAGGACCAUUAUCCAUACCCUAAUGAUGUACGGUGGAGGCGUGGUAUUUUUUAGCUUGCCUCUCUCACCCAUGGUUCUUAAUGCUAUAGUACCAUUGAAUGAAUCACGUCCAAAAAAAUAUUUAUACAGCGUUGAUUACGGAGUAAAUAACGAAGAGCAUUACUAUUCGAUAUUGCUACAUUCGUGGGUAGUCACUUUCUCGUGUAUGUCAAUUUUCGUCGGUAUCGAUUCAAUAUUUGCCGUUUGGGUUCAACACUGCUGUGCACUUUUUGAAAUAUCCGGAUUUUAUUUGAAGAACAAGCUUCGAAACGUUGAUACUCAUCGAGGCGACGGAGAGAAAUCUCAAAUUUGCGAAGAAACUGUACGCACGAAUUUACGUUCCUGCAUUAAUCAGCAUCAAGUUGCGUUACGGUUCGCGGAUCAAAUAGAAUCCGUGUAUUCGAUAGUGCAGGCUGCUGAGAUGGGAAUUAGCGUGAUGCUUAUGAGUGUGUCGGGUCUAUUGCUCGUUGUUAAAUUGAACAACAUCGACGAUGCGGUACGAUAUUCAACGGUAGUAGUUUGCGUGUUGUAUCGCUUGCACCAUCAGACUGUGUCCGGUCAAGAUAUGAUCAAUCACAGUAGCCGAAUCAGCGAAUACGCGUAUGGAUGUGACUGGCAUAAAUUUCCACUAAAGACUCAAAAAUUAAUGAUGCUAAUCAUGAUCCGAGCUCAAAGACCUUGCGCCCUCACAGCAGGCAAAAUUUAUGUAAUAAAUAUGGAGAAUUUUAGCGAGAUCGUCAAAACAUCUGUCUCGUAUUUCACCGUGCUUUCUUCAGUUCGUGAAACAUCACCACCUUCGUGAAUUCGGAUUCAAUUUUUUGUCAACUCAUUGCAGGCUUGGUUGAAAUGAAGUUAUUAUCUAGAGACGCGGCAGCGUCUUGAUG